Stegodyphus dumicola is the source of this 4954-nucleotide messenger RNA. Its product is annotated as thiol S-methyltransferase TMT1A-like. Gene Ontology annotation, molecular function: S-adenosylmethionine-dependent methyltransferase activity. The record is from RefSeq and is a predicted model, not a curated record. Lineage: Eukaryota; Metazoa; Arthropoda; Arachnida; Araneae; Eresidae.
UUUAACUGUUACGAGAUGUUGCGAAAAUGUUAAUUUACCUUAGUUACAGAGUUUUAGCAUCAGCUUCAUUUGCGAUAUAACCUGUUUCGAAGCUGCAACCUUAAAAAGAGCCGGGGGGAGUAUUGUGAUGACAGUUUUCAGGUACUGCGUAUAUGUAGGGCAGUUAGUAGAGGAAAGUGCUUUCAUUUUGCAGGUGAGAGGGAAUGAAACAAGGUCUAGCUAUUGGGCUUUGUUAUGAAAAACAUAUUUGACCACUUACUGAUUGUUUCUGAUACUAAGCUUGGAACGAAGGAUACUGGAGAUCUAAUUAGGUGUUCUCAUGUACCGUUCUAUUGAGCUGGAUUUGAAUUGCUGUUUCAAAAUAUUUUUCGGAAAGAAAGUCAUUAAUUGGUGAACUAUUUUUCAGAAGCUAAAAGAUUUCAUCUUCAUUUCUGAGUUGCUUACUUGUAACCACAGCAUUCAGUUCUAAGCGAUGGAGGUUGCUUUAUGUGCUGCUUUGACAACAGUUUGGUGGAUAUCAUCAAUGUCUGUUUUGUUGCCAUUUGUGCUUCUUUUGAAAUACAGCAAGACAUUUCGAGAUAAAUGGUUCUCUUGGUUUUUCAUGAGAUGCUUGGGUCCAAUAUUUCAACCUAAAUUAGUACCGUUUCGAAAACAGUGCUUCGAACUCUUGAAAGAACAUUUAAAAGACUGGGAUAAAUCCCGCCCUAUUAGAAUAUUAGAGAUAGGAAUAGGUUCCGGAGCCAAUUUGCAAUUUUAUCCAGAUAAUUCUCAUUUGACUGCUGUAGAUAUGAAUGCAUCUUUUGAGACGUAUUUCCGCGAGAACCAAAAGAAAUAUCCUCAAGUAACAUACGAAAGAACAGUUUUGUGCAUGGCGGAGAAUAUGCAUGAGAUAGAAGAUUCGUCCAUGGAUGUUGUAAUUUCAACUUACGUUCUUUGCAGCGUUGAAAACAUUGAAGCUGUUUUAAAAGAGGUGAAACGGGUCUUGAAAAAAAAUGGCAAAUUUCUUUUCUUGGAACAUGUUGCAUUUCCAGAAAGUGAAUGGAGCUUCACAAUUCAAAGGAUUAUAGCACCGCUAUGGGCCCUCUAUUUUGACGGUUGUUAUCCACAUAGAAAUAUUGGUGACCAAGUUCAUGAAGCUGGAUUCUCGAACGUUGUUUGCAAAAAAAUGAAUCCUUCAUCUGUGUUGCUUUUUAUUAGGCCUCAUAUAAUAGGUAUUGCCACAAAAUGAGUGUUAUACAUGACUAUAUUAAAUUAUGCUUAAGUUCUAAAGGAAGUUACAUACUUACGUUUUAAGGUUGGAAAAUGAUAUAUGGCAUAGAGAAUUUUAAAGUUUUGUUUCAUUGUUAUAUUUUUCCCAUUGUAAACAUGUAUAUCAUAUUUUAUGUAUCACAUACCUCCCAUUGAUUCAAAGGUGAUAAUUUUAUCUCAUGAAUAAUUUCCUUUUAGAAAGAGAAGGAAUGAAUGAAAUAUUUAUUUCGUUGAAUAAUACAGAUGAUAUUUUAAAUAUGUGUACAAAGUUAUGUUCUCUAAUUUAAAUUAGCAUAAAUUUCAGUUAACCUAGAAACCUAGAAUGUUGUCUUAAAUUUGCUGAAAACUGAAGUAUAACGAGAAAAAAUAGCAUAAAUAUAUAAAAGGAUGAAAUCUCACACAUAGACAAAAUAAAUAAAUAAAUUUAUUAAAAUGAAUAAAUAAAUAGUGAAAAGGAAUAGAAGUAUCCAGAAACAAAGAUAUAUGUGGCUUCCUGUGAAAAGAUCUUUAUUGCCUGAGAAAGCUCUUGUUAUUUUUAUAACUUAAAACGAAAUUUGCUAGUGAAACAAUGAAAUGUUCUAACUUCGUGCAAUCUAAGUUAUAUCUUUGCUAUUUGUUUGAUAUUUUAAAGGUAAAUAAGCAAAAAUAUCAGGUUUUGUUAAAAAUUUCAUAUUCUCCGCAAAUUAUGCAUUACUUGUCUUCCGGUAGUUGUUUAAAAAAGGUAGGGAAUUUGAUAUGAUAAGCAUUCGAGAGUUAUCUGCUUUAGUGGACUUUUUAAGGAAGAACGGUCAGUAAUUAUAACACAGAGAGGGAGAGGGAUCACAAAAAUAAAUACGUAGCUAGUUUGCUCUAUUUCCUGAAAUAAAAUGCAAACUGUAUUACCAGUGUUCAGCAGUUAUGUAGCAACUGCUUAUCAUCAAAAGCAAUAUUAUUUAAUACGUUAUUUUUAACUAUCUAGAUCUAUUACGUCUUAGUUUUCUACAUGCCACCCAGAAGGGAAAGUGGUUAGAGACUCUGACUGGCGUAUCGAAGGGCCCGAGUUCGAAUCUCUGAGAAGGUAUAGAUGUAAUUGGUCCGUCCCUUCAUAGGACGCAAUGGUGUCCCACCUAUUAGUUGCCUUCAUAAUAAAGAGAUCAGUGCCUAGUGCGUCGCGCAGCCGCACCACAGGUCCGGGGUUCGAUCCCCGGGCUGAGCAAGGUUUACUCAGCCUUUCAUCCCUUGGAUGGGUCGAUAAAAUGAGUACCAAGUUCGCUUGGGGACUAAACACCGGGGGUCCUGCGACAAGCCAACCACUUGCCCAGGGCAUAAGCUGAUGCACUGAAGGGCCCAAGGUCAAGAAAGCAGGGGCACUGUAGGCCGUGGCUCACUAGGGCUGUUACGCCACUGAGUUUAGUUUAUAAAAAAAGAGAUCACCGCUUCCGGUCUUAGUGAGUGUGGCCAACGCCUAUAAACGGUUAGAGCCCACCUUUGGGGGGGGGGAACUUUCUACAGAAGUAGAAAUAGAGCUUUCGCUGAUCUAAGGUUCGCGAAAGUAGGGUAACAUAAGGAGUUCAUUGAAGUUUACAGAUUUAGUAUUGACCGCAGCAGCACUUUCUAGGAAUAAUGAGAAGACUAUAAAAUUAUAAGAGUUAUUUAUUAAAGUAACCUUACCUGUGUUUAUUGUAAAAUAAAAUUGUAACAUAAAAUUGUGUUUAAUAUUCUGAAUAACUGUAAAUUCAAAGUGAGCAGGAAAAUAAACAUCUUAACCUAAUCGGAACAAAAGCUCAAUUUAGUUGAUUACUAUAUUGUUUGAUAACAUUAGUCAAAUCUAAAUAAUCUCACACUCAUCCAGCUAUGAACUGACCUUUAAUGAAUGUUUCCCAAUUCUUCUUUAUUCCAAGAAUUGAAAAUAUAAUACAACUAGGCAGAAGGUGUGUAAUUAACAGUUCCGAUACCUCGCCAGCUUUCUUUUUUUCUUACAUAUUGACGAAAUUACAGAACCAGAUUGAAAUCCAUACAGUCUGUUUCAUACCAUUUCUAAACUUAUCAUUCAUCCCGGAGGCUGUGCAUGUUGAAACAAAAGAGUCAGGAAAUGUUUAAUAAAACUCAACUAAUACAAAUAAUACUUAGAAGUUGAAAUUCAAAGCGAUUUAUUAUAUGUUGUAAACAUCAGUACAUAACGUUAUUUAACAUGUAACAUACCUUUUAAGUUGCGAAAUGUCCUCAGUCUACAGGUAUUUCGGGAACAAAUAUCUGUAGUUUCUUUGCGAUGCAUGAGAGGAUAGUUCUUUCAUAAAUUUCGCUUUUUUUCACAACGUGAGAAAAGCGACAGGAAAUUACAUUCUAAGGAAGUAUUUCCAUAAUAAAAAAAAAGUAUCAGAAAUGUUUAAGUAAUUAAUUCAUAACUUUAUAAUUUAUUAGAUUUUUCAGAAGGAAUAUCUAAUGAAAGAAUCGAGACCUAAAAGCCUUCUGCAUGGCAUACAAGGUUAAUUAUGAGUUGAAUAAAAUGAGUUAAAAUUAGUGAAUAGGCAUUAUUAAAAGAGAAAACACGAAAAACCAACAACCCUUCUUCUAUACGAGUUACGAAGGUUUUGGCAAGAAACAGUUUAAUUUUUUUUAGCGAAAGCAAAAUAACGGAAAAAAGGUAUGGUAAUACUUACGCAUCAAAGACACAGUAAUCCUGCAUUUGGUUUCUGAAAGAUUUUUAACUUUCAGGAAUACUAUUAUAAAAUAAUAUUAUAAUAAUUUAGGCCGAUAUUAAUGAUUCAGGUAAUUGCUGUAUAAGAAAUUUAGAGACAUGCUGUUGCUGAGCAGAACAGUAACUAGGAAGUCUAUAUGGAAUUAUUUUGAUUGUAUACAUAAUUUUGAUUCCCAUGAUGUUAAUAAUAACUAUUUCGGAGAUAUCUGAAUUUCAAUGUAUAAAUUUGUUUCAAAGAAAUAAAUUUUUUUAUCAAACAGUGAGAUUUUUGUAAAGUGUUUAGUUUUAAUACCUACCUAAUCAGUGUUAUUUUUCGGACUUCAAGGUUCAUUCAAGUUAUACAGUUAAAUACUAUUGUUUUAGCUCUAGUUAAAGAUAGUUUUAACAGUACUCAUAUAAAAUUAUACGAAACAGCAACCUAUUCUGGCGUAUAUUUUGCUUUCUAAGGCAGGUCCAUUUUCUUCAGGAGCAAAUAAUGUUUUGCCUAAUUUUAUGCUUGAUAUUGGUGUUUUUUUUAGUUUGAACAGUAAUCAUAUUUAUUUGUUUAAAUAUAAAUCAAAGAAUUAACGAACUGAAAAAUAUUUCUUGAAAUAGUUUUGGCGAUAGAAAAGAGGCUAAUGUAGUGAAGAAAUUAAUGUAAUUCAAAAUGCCAAUGAUUUGUUGAAAGGUUAUAUAAUAUUGCAUUUUAUACAAAUAUUAAAAUUCGUGGGCAUUUGAAAUGCCUAUUAAUGACCAACUAUUAAUAUCAGUAGUAUUAGUUAUUAGUAGAAAAAUAUUAUGUAAUAACUAUUGAAAUGAAGUGAAUUGUAAAGAUUUUCAUUAUAAAAAUUUUAAAGCUGUAUGUAGUUUUUUGCAGUAAAUUGAAAACUGUUUCAGCAUAUUUGAAUAUUAUCCCAAAUGCAUGAUUAAUGUAGAUGCCUUUUUUUAAAAAAUCUUGUAUGCUGUCAGGGUAAGUGAAUUUAAAAUAGUUUGUUUGUGUAACAUUUCGCUGUAGUAAUUUCUGAAAUAAAGGGAAUUCAUGUAAAAAGA